Molecule: messenger RNA, 696 nt
Organism: Dracunculus medinensis (Guinea worm)
Lineage: Eukaryota; Metazoa; Nematoda; Chromadorea; Rhabditida; Dracunculidae
Source: the annotation of a GenBank genome assembly
AUGCCAAACGAUUGUCUUAGCAAAACUUGUAAAUAUGUGUUUCUUGCAUUAAAUGCCAUUCUUUGCAUCUUUGGUGCUGUUAUAUGCGCUUUAAGUUUAUGGAUGCGUUUCGAUAUAACAAUUCGACAAAAAUUUGUAAACAUUUUAUCACAAUGGGAUCCAAUAAAUUAUGAUAUUGCUGAGUAUGAUAUUGCUUUAUAUGUUAUAGCAGGAAUCGCUUUCAUUCUAUUCAUAUUUGCUCUUUUUGGAUAUUUCGGAGCAUUUUGUGAAAAAUUAUGCGCAAUACGAGUGUACUUUUCUUUGAUAUUACUCUUACUUUUACUUGAAAUCGCUGGCUUAAUAUAUUUGCUGAUCGACCAAGAACAGGUGAAAAAUCUAUUCAUAAAAAUAUUCAAAGAAGAAUUAGUUGAUAGAUUUUAUAAAAAUUCUUUAAUACGACAAGAACUCGAUGAAUUGCAAUCACAAGCACAUUGUUGUGGUGCUUCUGGAUGCGAAGACUACUUAUUUGCUCCAUUGUCGUGUGGAUGUUCACCACAUGUGCGAGUGACUGGAUGUGCGAUUAAACUACUGAAUGCAGUUAGUGAAAAUAUGCCUGUUAUUUUAAGUAUAGCAGGUAUCAUCAUAAUUAUUCAGUUUCUCGCAUUAAUAUUUUCAUGUAUAACAUGCGUCGCAAUUAAACGAAAACAACAUAAUUAA